AUGGGUGGAAUGUGGCUUGAACUUCCAUUUCUGCUGCCGUUGGCCCAGCUCGAUCUGGAAAUUCGUCCGAGAGACGACCGGAUGAGCUUUGCCGCUCGUUUGGCCUUGGGAUUUUGCCUCUGGCAGUGCCUUUGGCACUUCCAACUCUCGAUGUCCUACACGGUUCCGCCGGCGUUGCUGGAGCUUUUGGCCCGAAGGAGCCGAUCUCCAGUGCUCUACUUUGCAGGGAGCUUCAACCCGGCGCACGCGGGACAUUUGGAGGCCAUCAACGAGGCGAAGAGACAGGUGGCGAAGAAACACCGAGAGGCACCAAUUGUCCUGGUGGCGCCCAAGAGCGAUGAGCGGCUCGCAGAGAAGAUGAAGGCCGCAGGCAGUUUCCUUUUUCCCUAUGCGGAGCGUGUGAAGCUCUUCCAGUCGCUCCUCCGCUGCAACGGUGCUCACGACGUGGUCUUCGAUGGUCACUGGCGACACUUCACGGGCGACGCCCGGGAGAUCCGGGUCGCCACGGACCGGGCCUUUGAAGCUCUUGGCUGCGAGGUCUUCAGAGUGAUGGGUGAAGAUCGAGUAAAGGAUCACGGUCUCGAAGAUGAUCCUUUCGUCCUUCCCAGCGUACGGGCCAACAGCAUGUCCUCCACCGAAAUCCGACGGCUGCUGGUGGAGGAUGCCCAGGCUUCGUGUCAAUGA
Messenger RNA from Durusdinium trenchii, 684 nucleotides. Lineage: Eukaryota; Dinophyceae; Suessiales; Symbiodiniaceae. The record is from the annotation of a GenBank genome assembly.